This is a messenger RNA of Camellia sinensis, 1365 nucleotides long. Lineage: Eukaryota; Viridiplantae; Streptophyta; Magnoliopsida; Ericales; Theaceae. The record is from RefSeq and is a predicted model, not a curated record.
AUGAAAAAUUGUACAAAGUAUCCAUAUAGGGACACUCAUGGGCAACAAACAUUGGGAUUUCAACCUAGAGAAGUUGGCAGUGAUGGUGAGGGUGUUGUUGAUGUUGUGGUUACGCCAUUUUCCAUAGAAGUUGCUAUGAGGCAUCUUGCCGAGAUGAUAGUAAUUGAUGAAUUGCCCUUUAGAUUUGUGGAUGGGGUUGGUUUUAAGACGUUUUGUAAUGUCAUGCAACCCAAGUUCAAGAUUCCAUCUCGAUAUACUGUUGCUAGGGACAUUGUAGACAUAUACACUAAUGAAAGAGAGAGGUUGAAGAAAAUUGUGAAGGGGCGCAGAAUUUGCUUUACCACAGACACAUGGACUUCCAUACAAAAUUUGUGUUAUAUGUGUCUAAAUGCACAUUUCAUCGAUGAUGAUUGGAAGUUACAAAAGAGAAUUAUAAAUUUUUGUCAAGUUGAAGACCACAAAGGAGAAACACUUGGUAAAAAAAUUGAGGCACUCUUAAAAGAGUGGGACAUUGAUGGCCUUUUCACCUUAACUGUUGAUAAUGCGAGUUCCAAUAAUCUAACCAUUAGAUUCUUGAAACGAACCACAAAAUUAUGGAAGGGAACUGUCUUGGGCCAUGAAUUUUUGCAUAUGCGUUGUUGUGCGCAUAUUCUAAAUUUCAUUGUUAGUGAUGGAUUGAAGGAUCUUAAGUCUUGUAUAGCGAAUGUGAGGCAUGCAGUGAGGUAUGUGAGGUCAUCUCCAAACCGCCUUGACUCUUUUAAGAAGUAUGUGGAAAGUUUGAAAAUUGAGAGUAAGAGUCUCUUGUGCCUAGAUGUGCCAACACGGUGGAAUUUUACAUAUCUUAUGUUGGAGGCAGCAGAAAAAUUUGAAAGUGCUUUUCAAAGAAUGGGUGAGGAGGACUACAAUUAUAAACAGUACUUUUUGGAUAAUGAAGGGGGUGAGAGGAGAGAGAUGCCUACCGCCGAGGCUUGGGAUAAUUGUAGGGUGUUUUUGAAAUUUCUUAGAAUGUUCUACAAUGCAACAAAGAGAUUUUCUGGCUCUUUAUUUGUUACUUCAAAUACAUUCUACACUGAAAUUUUUGUCAUUGAAAAUAUGAUUGGACAAUUAAUCAAAAACAAUGAUCCUAUUUUGUCUUCAAUUGCAAAAAAAAAAAUGAAAGAGAAGUUUGACAAGUAUUGGGGAAAUGGGGAUAAAAUCAAUCUCCUUUUGUACAUUGCGGUUGUUCUUGACCCUCGAAGAAAAAUGACAUACUUGCAAUUUUGUUUUUCAACAAUUUUUGGUGGAGAUGUUGUGAAAGUGAAAGAAAUGUUGGAGAAGGUGAAAAAUUGUUUGAGUAAAUUGUAUGAUCAUUAUGCCGCGAAAUGA